Messenger RNA from Rotaria socialis, 1062 nucleotides. The record is from the annotation of a GenBank genome assembly. Lineage: Eukaryota; Metazoa; Rotifera; Eurotatoria; Philodinida; Philodinidae.
AUGUCUGAAUUUGAAGGUUAUGGUAAGAUAGGUGAAAGCAGUAGUAAUUGGGUAUUAGAAAAGUCUGACAAUACAAUAUUCAAACGAACAUUAUGGUGUGUAACAGAGAAAGUACAUGGAGCCAAUUUUUGUUUUCUAUGUGAUAAUAAUGGCCAACGUGUUCGAUGUGGAAAACGAACAAGUCUAUUGUCGGAUACAGAUGAUUUUUUUGGUUAUAAACGUCGUUUAUUGAAUGAAAUUAUUCCAAAAAUUCAACAGUUGUACAUGUUCGUCAAAAAUAAAUUCACUAAUUUAGAUAAAUUAUAUGUAUUUGGUGAAUUAUUUGGUGGUUCUUAUCCACAUUCCGAUGUAACAAAAGUACCCAAUGUGAAUGCAAUUCAAACGGGCAUUUGGUAUUGCCCUGAUGUUGAAUUUUAUGCAUUCGAUUUAGCGAUUACUAUUGAUAAUGAAAAACAAACUUAUCUUGAUUAUGAAUUCGCAAUACUUGCUUUUCAACAUGUGAAUUUAUUUUAUGCCGAACCAUUAUUCAUUGGUAAAUAUGAAGAAGCUCUUGAUUUUAAACUCGGUUUCAAUUCUGUUAUACCCACCAGACUUGGUCUACCACCACUUAAUGAAGAAAAUAAGGCUGAAGGUAUAGUCAUUAAACCGAUGCAUGAAAUUAUGAUUAAAACAAAUAAAGGUUCUGUCACACGUGCUAUUGUAAAAAAAAAGAUUGACGAAUUUUCUGAAGAUAAAUAUAGUCAAGCGCAAAAACACGAGUUUAAAAGCGAUGACGGAUUUUCAAAUGUUGACCUAUUAAGAUUUGAAAUUGAUGCGUUAAUUACUGAUAAUCGUUUGAAUAACGCACUUAGUAAAAUUGGACACGUCACCAGAAAUGAUAAAGAAAAAUUAAAGGAAUUAUUAAAUCUUUAUAUAAAAGAUGUUAUCGAUCAAUUAAUGGAAAAUGGAAAUGAAGAGAUGUGGAAUAAUCUAUCGUCAAAUGAUCGAAAUUUAUUGGCAGAAGAAUUAAAUUUCAAUGCGAAACAAGUUAUUUUAAACUAUUUAAAAUUAAAUAAAUGUUAA